Molecule: messenger RNA, 2511 nt
Organism: Podospora anserina S mat+
Lineage: Eukaryota; Fungi; Ascomycota; Sordariomycetes; Sordariales; Podosporaceae
Exons: 1
Biological process (GO): proteolysis
Molecular function (GO): serine-type peptidase activity
Source: RefSeq, a predicted model, not a curated record
UUCUUCCCCGUAUUCAACGCCUCUGACGUCUACUCUUGUUUAACCGCCGUCCCCUUCCUCAAAGACGUUGGACUCCGCUUCAUCGAGUACUACAACACCACCUUGCAGUUCCAAAGCACGUUGGCCUACCUCGAGUCUCCUCCUGCCGAGUAUCAACAACCAGCAGUCGACGUGGUUGCCGAACUUGGGAGAGUCAAGCAGAAGGUCCUCGAUGAUCAGUACACCAGACAAUUGGAUUUCGAAUACGACAUCCACUCCAUCGUCCACGCCAUCCACGACGACCAUGUCAAUCUCUACAUUGGCAUCACCGCCGCUUUCAGCUUUGCAAGCCCCUUCGACUUCGUCUCUGCCUCUCUGGAUGGGAAAGCACUACCAAGAAUUUACCUGAAGGAUGAUAUUGUGAAAGCACGGAACAACGGCUGGGCGGAAGAGCCGUCUCCAGUGGCGACCAUCAAUGGUGUUGAUGCCACUGAAUUCCUUGCCCAGUUCUCCAGCCGGAACGCGUUUGGCUAUCUCGAAAGUCAUGCCGAUUGGAACGACAUGUUUGAGCACCCCACCAACGAUAUCCAGGGCUUCUACGGCACUCUGGGCGGUCAACUCCUGUUCUAUCCAGGCAAUGGACUUGACGACACUUUUAACGUGAAGCUAGAGGAUGGAACCGAAUGGAACGACAACUGGCUCGCUCUCCUGAAUCAAAUCCACAGCCCUGGACCUCUCGAGACUGCUGGGGACUUUUACAACUAUUUCGUCCUCGGCUUAACGCCGCCAGUGGAAGUCAUCGAGGACUCAUCGGAUUCCGGUCUCGUCUUUGACUUUGAAGGAGAGGAUGGCUUGAAACUUAUCGAGAUCAAGAUCGAUACGGACUGGUUAGAAGAGAGUGACGAGGCAUUCCCAAAGCCCGAAGUUGCGCAGCCGUUUCUCACUAUUUCUGGCGGUGGAGUAGUCACCGGCUACUUCCAGGAUGACGUUGGAAUUCUUUCCAUCCCGACCUUCGAGCAGUUCCCCGAAGAGGCCAAGAAUUUCAGCAACACAGUCCAGGAGUUCAUCACCAAGGCGGAGGACAGGAACGUGAAAAAGAUCAUCAUCGAUCUCCAACAGAACCGAGGUGGAUCCCCCAACCUUGCCUUCGACACAUUCCGUCGUUUCUUCCCCCAGGAGCCUGAUUCCCUGCCGUGGACCUGGGCUGGCAGUCGCAGACGAAGCCAUCCUCUGGGUGAUUUGGUGGGAGAUACCAUUACCGAGUGGUGGAAAGGGUUGGAUCCCGAAGACGAUGUGCAACUGUUUGAUCAGUGGGAUGAGGCAGCCAACGAGUUUGUCGUCGCCACCAAAAUCAACCCUCUCACAAACACUACGUAUGACAACUGGGCCCAGUACAGUCCCGGAUCGGCCAGCUACCGCGAGGAUACGUUCUCAAAGGUCGAGAGACUGAACCUCUCCGACGAUCAAGUUCUUUACUCGGCAUUCAGCAUCGAGACGGCGGAAGACGACCCGUACGGCUAUGGCGGCAAUCCUGUCACCACCAAGCAGGCGUGGAAGCCCGAAGACAUCGUCAUUCUCACUGAUGGCCUCUGCUCGUCCACCUGCUCCCUCUUUGUUGGGUUCAUGACCCAAGCGGGUGUACGUACCAUCGUCGCUGGUGGCCGUCCCGAGACGGGUCCGAUGCAAGCUGUCUCUGGAAGCCGUGGCACACGCGCUUACUCCAACCAUAUUCUCGACUGGAUGUUCCAGUUCACCGGCCAACUCCUACCGGACAACUCGUCACUCCCAAACAUUCCCAUCGACUACGAAACAAGAGACACCGGGCUCUGGGUUCACCACGCCGGGCUUAACCUCCGCGAUGAGAUCCUCAAGUCUGACUGGGAGAAGGAUCCCAACGCCGAGCACGUCCCGAGGCAGUUCCAGUACGAGGCCGCCCACUGUCGCAUUUUCUACACUGUCCGCAACAUCUACAACAUGACACAGCUGUGGAGCGAUGUCGCCAAAGCUGCCUGGACAGACCCCAGUCUUUGCGUCGACGACUCGACGGGAUACGCCAAAUUGCCCAACCAGCCUGCUCCUGUCCCAGCUCCCACCCGGCCCACCGCUCAAGACGCCCAAAUAGUCAUCAACACCACGACUACCCGAGGCGGCCCCGGCCAAGACCCCGACGGUGUCCCCAUCUUCAACGAAGGCGACAUCGUAGCCGGCUUCGCCGUCAAAAGAGCCGGCCUCGAGCCAUGCGGAGCAGGUGACAAGUGCCCAAGCAACUCCAUAUGUGAGCCUAUCAAGGUCGCCUGCGCCAAUGGGGAGAGGCCCAAGGCGACCGAGGCAAAGUACUGCCUUCCUCUUUGCAAGCCGGCAGUGGACACCUGCGCACAUUUUGCUAGUGAUGUCAAGAUUAACGGUGCGUUGAGGUGCGAUCUGAGGUAUGAGGCUGUGACCAAGAGCAGGAAGCAUGAUUUUGUGGGGUUGUGUGCGCCGAGGGAGGGGAUCAAGCCGCAGAAUUUGUGUCCGGGGAGGCCGACGGCAUGA